Musa acuminata subsp. malaccensis (wild Malaysian banana) is the source of this 1514-nucleotide messenger RNA. Lineage: Eukaryota; Viridiplantae; Streptophyta; Magnoliopsida; Zingiberales; Musaceae. The record is from RefSeq and is a predicted model, not a curated record.
AUGGUGUGGGUGAGAUGUACUGAUGCCAAGUACUGCUCCAACGAUGGUGUCAUGAUCAUAAUCACAGACGCAGGAGUAAGCGGCAAUAUCGAGUUCAUUCUCAGUCAGCAUGCCUUUGCAAGGAUGGGCCAGAAUGCUGAUUUAGGUGCAUCCCUUCUAUCUCUUGGUGCGGUCGGCAUUGAGUACCGGAGGGUGUCCUGCAGCUAUCCAAGCAAGAACAUCACCUUCAAGAUUGAUCAGAGCAGCAACCAUCCAUCCUACUUUGCCUUCCAAAUCUGGGAUCAGCAAGGAAACAAGGAUGUAACUGCUGUUCAGUUGUGUGAGACAGAGAACUUGACAUGCAAGCUGUUGGAAAGGAGCCAUGGAGCAGUGCGGGCAGUAGUAUCUCCACCAAGUGGGCCUCUCUCUGUAAGGAUUUUACAAAGUGGAGGUGAUGAUAGAGAUGAGACAUGGGUUGUGCCUCCCAACAACAUACCACAGAACUGGACUUCAGGGGCUAUAUAUGAUUCUGGAAUACAAGUGUAGUUGUGGUAGUAAUAGCUACAUGCUUUUCAUAUUUCUGUGACAUUUUUUACCAGUCAAUAGAAUCAACAACCCAUUCAACAAGUUUAAAUAUAUUGUUCUGUUCAAAGAGAAAUCAUAUCCAGAAUUACUUUACUUGCAUGACAAACUCAAAUAGUUGAAUAAGGAACAUGAAAAACUGGUUGUGGUUUAUCACAUAUUGAACAAUAUCACUGUGUGGGAAGACAACAAAAACAUAUAGUAAAGAGCUUCUCCACCAGUGAUUAGAAUGUCAAAGAAACAGGAAAAGAUAUUUAGUAAACCGGAAUAAGAGAUCGAGUCUGGAUUUUCAUUAGAAACUGAUCAAAAACUUGUGUAAAGUCAACAUCCCCAACAGUUGACCUUUCCCAUAUGGUCAUCCUUCAAAUAACAAAAAAUGGCUUACUUUAGAACUUACCAACAUAUAAUAAGAUCACAUAUGACGAUAAAUAGCGAAAGAAAAAACCAAAAUAAUAAAUUGCUAGAUGCAACGCAAUGAUCGAUGCGUCCAAGACCCCCUUUUUUUGUUCUCCUUAUAAUAUCAAAGAACAUUGCUGAAAAGAAGUCGUAAUAUGAGAGUUCACGGAGGAUGAUCAGAACAUUUCGGGAUAUCACGAGCAACAUCAUGGAUAGAUGUCAGUGGAUUGACAGACCAUGAAUUUUCACAUCACCUCAUUCCCCCGAACCAACAAACUCAUCAAAAUCGGAGAGGAAUCUGAAGAAAAUAAUAAUAAAACAAAUUAAAAUAAAUAAAAUGACGGCUCGGAACUUCUUAGAGGGUUUCUGUCGCCGUCAGCGAUGGACGGAUCCAUCUCCGGCAGAUAGUUUGGGUUUCUUCAUAGCCAAAAUAUUAACGAUCUAGAAAAGAAGACGAAAGAAGAGGAACGGAUGCGGAAAGAGGUCGGCGCACAUGCGAGGAGCGUAAUCCAAUCGUGGUUAUAUAGCGGAGAAAGAAGAGGAAGAGAAACCCUAGA